Penicillium lagena is the source of this 939-nucleotide messenger RNA. RefSeq lists its product as uncharacterized. The transcript is spliced from 3 exons. The record is from RefSeq and is a predicted model, not a curated record. NCBI's taxonomy places the organism in Eukaryota, Fungi, Ascomycota, Eurotiomycetes, Eurotiales, Aspergillaceae. Gene Ontology annotation, molecular function: oxygen binding; heme binding. The coding region runs from base 1 to 939 and encodes 312 amino acids.
AUGAUCUUCAAGUCUGCCGUUAUUGCUUUGGCCACGGUUGGUGCAGCUGUUGCCCAGCGCCCAGCAAAUGAGUCUAUUUGCGACUACUACACGACAGCAUUGCUAAAAACCAACAAUGCCACCAACCAGUACACCCUCCUGACCCUGCUAGUCAACACUGUCGUCAUUGGAAACUACACCCAGCCGAACGUUGGCGUGAGCGUUCCUGGAAUCUUGAACCCCAAUGGCAUGUACAAUGGGACCAAGGUCAACUUGAUGCCGUACUUUGAUGGCGGUCUCGCUUCUUCAAAUGACGGAGGGAAGAUGGGUGUCGCGAAGAACUUUCUGGAUGGAGGUGCCGCUGCUCCUCUCAUGAAGAACAUGCCUGCCAAUGACAUGACAUCGAACCAAUAUAAGCUCAUGACUCACCUCUACGAGUUUUUCGGCGAUCUACUUGGCUGCUCCGGUGUUGGUAUGAAGGGAUUCGCCGCCUACGCUGGAGAUGCUAGCAUGUAUGAAGUUCACAAGUUCAUGGUUCUCGACCCGUAUCAGGUGGGAUACUUCAUUGAGCAAGUAGGCUUGUCUGCUGCAUCUUUUGGUGUCGCCAAGUCGGAUAUCACCGCCGUCGCCGAAGCCCUUGAGAAACUGUUUGACUACCGCUGCGCGCCCAAGACUACUGUCAUCAAGUCACAGGGCGCCAAUUACCAGAGCAUUUGUACUGACGAGAAAUGCCCGCUCGCCAUGAACGAUACAUGCGCAGCUCAGCCGGUAAUCCUCCAGCCUCUUGCCGCCAACAAGACCCUGGCAGCUGGCCAGGGUCGCAUGCCAUCUGGAACUGGAUCCGGAUCUGCUACGGGAUCUGGCUCAAGCUCUCCCACUGCGACUGUCAAUGCUGCCAUUCAAUCGACUCCCGGAUUUACUGGUCUGCUUUCGGCUAUUGUGGCCCUCCUUGCCUUGUAA